UUACAACUGCUGCCUUGUAAUCAAAGGUCCUGGGAUCAAAUCCCACGCCUGGUGUAGCGCCUUUAAUCGAGGUCCUUACCCUGAACUGAUACCCUGCUGAAUUACCCUGCUGUGUGACUGGGUAAAUCACUGUAAGUGACAUGCAGUGCACAAAGCGAACAUGGUAAGUUAGUGUGGAGAAAAGCAACAGGAAAAUAACAAUUAGUAAUGAAGAUGCUGCCAAGAGAGUGAGCAAGUUGAUCGAUGUAAGUAAAAACAGGGAGGGGGGUGGUCUACCCUUGUCGAAAGGCCUUUCCAUGCAGUGGUCGAGGGCAUCAGGCGUGCGGCAUUGUGGCUCUGGGGUCGAGUGUGGUCCUCAAGUCGCUACAGUGCAAGUCUGAAGGAUCUGCUUUCACUCCGUUAAUGAGUCAUGUGACCGGCCCUAAUUUGUUUACCGCCACUGUGUUUCCUCCCUGGCUAAUUUUGUCGACCUCCCGCCCCGUUCGAUACAUGAGUCACACACACACACACACACACACACACACACACACACACACACAGAUCAGACGAAUGAGAAUUACACCAACCUUCCACUGCCUGUGACACCUGUAUGGGACUAUGGCUCUCUUGUUAUCCUCUUCCACCCCCGUUGUCCGAGCACCUCCAUCAUGCGUGGAUGACACGACAAUGGCAUGACCAUAGCAUGACGGCGGUGUGACUGCUCCCCACACGCUGCCGGUUGGGUCCUCUGCUGGUGCUUUUUGGCCUCAUCUGUGCCACUGUGCAUAAAAGGCCCAUGAUGUCACACACUCACCUGAUGGACCUCCUUGCGUUGCCAUGGCAGUGCAGCUGUUUGCUUUUUUUCAUUUGCUGUAUUUCUGUGCCAGCGGAAAGGGACUGUUUUUCCACGCUUUCAUCGAGGUGCUUUUCAGCCUCGGUAGCAGAAGGACACAGUGCCAACGGGGCGGAAAACCACAGGUGGCAAGAUGUGGACAUGCUGUUGUCACGCGUGGGGUUUGAGGAGCUGCGCGAGAGCUUCGGCGAGCACUUCUUCGGCCUGUGCUUCGAGGAGAACGAGCGCGUGCUGCGGGCUGUCGGCAGCACCCUGCAGGACUUCUUCAACGGCUUCGACGCUCUGCUUGAACACCUGCGUGCAUCCUGUGGCCGCAGACCCUCGGCCGACACUCCCUCCUUCCUAUGCAAAGAGGCUCCCGAGGAGGGUGGCAUGCUUCUGCACUGCUUCCGCCCGGCGCCACCCGUGGGCCUUGCCAUGCCAGGCCUGAUCCGCGCUGCCGCCCGCAGGAUCUACCGGCGAGAGGUGCGGGUGAGGGAGGUGCGAGCGGGUGCAGACGGCUCCUCCUCGUCCCCGUGCUCCUGCUCCUCGUUCUCCCCCUCGUCCUGCUGCCUGACCUUCCUCAUCGAGGAAACGGCUGGCGGCGGUGCCGGCAGCCCGGGCCCGCUGCCCCUCAAGCUGUCGUGCUCGCCGCCGGACCUAUGCAUCGGCCUCAGCACCUUCUGCCGGGCCUUCCCCUUCCACCUGGUGCUGGACCCCAGCAUGGCCGUGCUGCAGCUGGGAGAGGGCCUGCGCAGGCAGACGAAGUGCGACGCGCACCGGACUCUCAACUUCGGUGACUGCUUCGAGAUUGUGUCGCCGCGCAUCCCCUGCACCUUCCAGUGCAUUCUGCUGAGGCUCUCGACGCCCUUCACGAUCCGCACGCGACCCGACGGAGCCGGCCUCGACACCCAGGACAAGGUAAUGGAGAUCAAAGGUCAGAUGAUCCAUGUGCCGGAGUCCAACUCCAUCAUGUUCCUGGGGUCCCCGCGCGUGGACAAGCUGGAGGAGCUCAUGGGCCGCGGCCUACAUCUCUCUGACAUCCCCAUCCACGAUGCGACACGCGACGUCAUCUUGGUGGGUGAGCAGGCCAAGGCCCAGGACGGCCUCAAGAAGCGCAUGGACAAGCUGAAGGCCACGCUAGAGCGCACGCACCAGGCGCUGGAGGAGGAGAAGCGCAAGACAGUGGACCUGCUCUACUCCAUCUUCCCGGGUGAUGUGGCACAGCAGCUGUGGCAGGGACAGGCGGUGCGCGCGCGCAAGUUUGAUGACGUCACCAUGCUCUUCUCGGACAUUGUGGGUUUCACAGCCGUGUGCGCCCAGUGCACACCUUUGCAGGUCAUCAGUAUGCUCAACGAGCUCUACACGCGCUUCGACUACCAGUGUGGCAUCCUGGACGUCUACAAGAUCGAGACCAUCGGCGACGCCUACUGUGUGGCUGGCGGUUUGCACAGGAAGAGCGACUGUCAUGCCAAGCCCAUCGCCCUCAUGGCCCUCAAGAUGAUCCAGCUCUCUGAGGAGGUGCUCACUCCUGACGGGAAGCCCAUCAAGCUCCGGAUUGGCAUCCACUCCGGCUCUGUCCUGGCGGGGGUCGUGGGAGUCAAGAUGCCACGGUAUUGCCUGUUUGGCAACAAUGUGACCCUGGCCAGCAAGUUUGAGUCUGGAAGCUUCCCUCGGUGCAUCAACGUGAGCCCAACCACACACCAGUUGCUGAAGGACGAUAAAGCAUUCAAGUUCAUCCCAAGGUCUCGCCAGGAGCUACCUGACAACUUCCCCAAGGAGAUCCCUGGCAUCUGCUAUUUCCUGGAGGCGGGAUCGUCCCAGAGCACUGCCCCCACAGCUAGCUUGUGCUCUGCCUCUUCAGCCCCGAUCCGCAAGGUGUCCUACAACAUCGGGACCAUGUUCCUGCGGGAAACCAGCCUGUGAGGGAUUAGAGGGCAUCACAUGCCACAGCUCCGGCAGAGACUCCAAACAGGAGCAGGACCAGAGACCAGGAUGAAGGAUUUCAAUUGUUUACUUCAGCUGACAGCCUUGUGCCCUAUGGCAAAGCAAACUCUUUCCAAGAACACACUGCUCUCAGCAUCGCAGGUAUGAAAUAUUAUGUGCAUAACUUGGUGCCUUCUGAUCGCACAGAGCAUUGGAGGUGUAGAGAAUUCUUCGAGCUCACAUUCUUGUAAAUGUCCACUGAGCACUCAGCAGAGCAAUGCUGCCUUUGUCCAUCCCUCCCUUCGUCCGUCCUUCUGUCCAUCUGCUCGGGGGGGCGCUGAUGCUGACGCUUGUCUCUCCUUAUACUGGUCUGGUCAUGUGUACCAUGUGUGGUUGACAUGUACUUAAAUUUUUCUUUUUUUGGAACUGGCAAAGGGCAGUUUUUUGAAAGAUUGUGGUUGCGUUAUUAUACAACUUUUACAACACUAGUUAAUUUUUAUUAAUUAAAACAGUUAGCCCUGACUAUGUUCAGUCUGACACAAUAAAAAUGGACCAAGGUUCUACUUCUCACAUCUAAGCAGCUUCACUGAUAUGGAAAAAGGUAUCAUUCACAGUGAGCUGGAGCACAGCUGUCUCGAAAGGUGGAACAAUGGAGACCGGCGCUCAAACAGGUUGUGGGACAUUUUAGAGAGGAAAACUUUCCCAGGGUUACGCCAUGACUGAAUCACAGCCUGCCGAACAAGGGCAGCGCCGUUCCCGUGAGCUGUGAGUCCAAACUGAAUAAAGCACAGCGGAAUUAGAGAAAUUGGAUUAUGGAUCACGAAAAAAAUAGAACAAACAAGAAGGCAAUUUGUGCUGAAAACACUUGCCCUGGUUGUGGCACACACUGCCCAUCCCUGGAAUAUAUCACCAUCACCCCGGUGCUGCUGUCUAGUGGCCACACCCAUAGCUCCCAUCUCGUAUCCACCUUGUCGAGCAGGAGAGAUGCCAGGCCUCAUGAUAAAAAAUCAAUAAAUUGUGGUGGCUCCUUGGCACUCUUUUCCUUUAGCAUUUAUUGCCUAGAACAGUUGUAGAAGGGCACUGUUUGCAAAGUGGUGUGCGGAGCCAUGGGUCACUGUCAUGGCUUGUUGGUGUUUGUAGUGGACAUUGCUGGUAAUGGUGUCCUUGUUGUGAUGAGGCUCCCGUGCGGAGUUUUGUGUUGGACUGCUUCUCUGCCAUGUCGCCAGCGGAGGUUUUCAGAGGUCAAACCCGAGAGCUCCAGUGGCGGCAACCCUUUGCCCAUAUCUUACAAAGGGCUGGCGCCGAAGUGCGAGAUGUGAACUCAAUUUGCUGCCAGCAGGUUGAGAUGUGGAGAAGCUGAACCGAUUGUUUCCUGUUCCUUUGAAAGCAGUGUUCGUGCGCGUACGUGUACCUUGUGCUCAGCUCCGUGUUUCUGGGAAAUGAUUGGUCACGUUGGUGUUUCUUUACUACGUGCCAGUGCUUCGGAGUGCCGACGAACAAACUCUAAGGAGAAGAUGUUAUUCCACCGGAGAGAUUACUUUGUACCAGCUUCUAGUGCUGUGGUCCAAACACGUGAUGCUCUUGGCGCUCUUUCAGUCUUCUGGACACAGCACUGGAGUUUUGCGUUUCCUUUGGCCACUUGAAAUGGUAGCAGAUGUGCUCAUAAUCCAUCUUGACCUCUUUGUGCUGCAGGCACAGGUCUGUGAGCUCCGUGAGGAACUUCACCUAAACCAAAGAAGCAGUUUGGUUGGAUUCACAGCUCCACUGCAGGCCUACCAACAUUCGUGAUAAACACCGUAUUAUUUGCCUUUGCCUUUGUCUUUCACCAGUGGUGCAUACGGAGCUCACGUCGCGAUGUGGACCUCUUGUCUGUUUGACAUGCGUGUGCAAGUCCAUGUAGCAGAACACGGACCAGUCAGCGGCCAGCGUUCGUGUUCAGACCGAUCUGCUGCCCCGGUUUCACUCGUCUGUUCAUUCGAAACGUCCUUGGCAGCAAUAGAGAAAUGCUCUCCAUGUUAUGUAUAUUGAAACAGCUCGUGUCUGAGACAGAUACAUGCUGUAAGAUAACUUUGUACAUAUGGAAUUUAUACAUGACCUGCCAUUUUGAGCAAUAAUCUACGUGUUUUAUUUGUGGCAAGACAAUAAA
Scleropages formosus (Asian bonytongue) is the source of this 4883-nucleotide messenger RNA. RefSeq names its product guanylate cyclase 1, soluble, alpha 2 (gene gucy1a2). Gene Ontology annotation, cellular component: guanylate cyclase complex, soluble. The record is from RefSeq and is a predicted model, not a curated record. Gene Ontology annotation, molecular function: heme binding; guanylate cyclase activity. The coding region runs from base 776 to 2737 and encodes 653 amino acids. The transcript has 6 exons. Gene Ontology annotation, biological process: response to oxygen levels; cGMP biosynthetic process. Lineage: Eukaryota; Metazoa; Chordata; Actinopteri; Osteoglossiformes; Osteoglossidae.